This is a messenger RNA of Ricinus communis (castor bean), 426 nucleotides long. RefSeq lists its product as uncharacterized. NCBI's taxonomy places the organism in Eukaryota, Viridiplantae, Streptophyta, Magnoliopsida, Malpighiales, Euphorbiaceae. The transcript has a single exon. The record is from RefSeq and is a predicted model, not a curated record. Bases 1 to 426 code for a protein of 141 amino acids.
AUGAGUUCACCUCGCAAGCCCCAUCUUGAUGCAGCUCUUCAUGUUUUGCGCUAUCUCAAGCCUACUCUUCACAAAGGCUUAUUUUAUUCUUCAGGUUGUGAUCUUGUUCUUAAAGCCUUUUGUGAUUCUGACUGGGCAUCCUGCCCCACAACCCGACGCUCCAUUAUUGGUUACUGUGUUUUUUUAGGUUCCUCUCUCAUUUCAUGGAAGACGAAGAAACAAAAUACUAUUUCUCACUCUUCCCUUGAAGCCGAGUAUCGCAGUAUGGCUAUUACUUCUUGUGAGGUCCAGUGGUUUACAUACUUGCUUCGAGAUUUUCAAGUUCCUGUGCAGCUUCCCGUUGACCUUCAUUGCGACAAUCAAGCAGCCUUCCACAUUGCUGCUAAUCUAGUGUUUCACGAGCACAUCAAAUAUAUAACGUAUUGA